Molecule: messenger RNA, 3566 nt
Organism: Phyllotreta striolata
Lineage: Eukaryota; Metazoa; Arthropoda; Insecta; Coleoptera; Chrysomelidae
Source: the annotation of a GenBank genome assembly
CUGUAAUCUGUCUUUUUUUAACUAUUUAUUUGUUUGAGGUAAACAGAGAAGGAAUUGUAUACACAAAUAGUUCUUUUCUGUCGCGAUUGUAGUGAAGUGAAGUGAGUAACAAAUAAAACACGAAAAACGAGCUAAAUAGCCGGGUGAUCGUACUAGGAGUGACAUCAAUACAAAUAUAAAAGGUUUAUUUAUAACUUCAAAAGUUGUUAUAAAUAUUGAUACCUUCAGUUUCAUGUUUCUUACAGUUUAAAAGUAAAGUUUUCGAAGAAAAUUUUCCCUUUUUCGUAGUGUUUGUAGGUGUAUGCGCAAAAUUGCAAUCGGAAAAUUCCAAUACCCUAUUUAAGCAAUAAGGCAAUAAGCACCUAAAAAAUGGCCGAAGAUUCAAAUUUACCGAUUCCUGAAAAUUUGAAUACGAAAAAUGGGAAUUUUAUUUGUGGAGUAGUAGAAGGUUUUUAUGGAAGACCAUGGACAACAGAACAAAGGAAAGAUUUAUUUCAAAAAAUGAAAAAAUGGGGCAUGAAUUCCUAUGUGUACGCUCCGAAAGACGACUACAAACACCGAGCCUACUGGAGAGAAUUGUACACUGUCGAAGAAGCAGAGCAUUUGACCGGAUUAAUCCAAGCAGCUAAAGAUCAAAACAUAGUUUUUUAUUACGCCCUAUCUCCUGGUUUAGACAUCACCUACAGCAGUUCGAAGGAAGUGGCCGCUCUGAAGAGGAAAUUAGAGCAAGUCUCGCAAUUUGGUUGCAAUGCAUUCGCCUUACUAUUUGACGAUAUCGAGCCGGAAAUGUCGGAAGCCGAUAAAGAAAUCUUCCAGUCGUUCGCCCAAGCCCAAGUUUCUAUUACUAACGACUGCUAUCAGCAUUUAGGCCAGCCCAAGUUUUUACUGUGUCCCACGCAGUAUUGUUCCACCCGAGCUGUGCCAAACGUAACGAAUUCUGAAUAUUUGAACACUUUAGGUUCAAAAUUAGCGCAAGAUAUUAAUAUUAUGUGGACAGGGCAAAAAGUAAUUUCGAGAAUACUGACGAAGGAAAAUAUUCAAGAAGUUACUGAUGCUUUACGUCGUCCGCCUGUUAUUUGGGACAAUUUACAUGCCAACGAUUACGACCAAAAGCGCGUAUUUUUAGGUCCAUACUCGGGUAGAUCGCCUGAUCUCAUACCCAAGUUAAGGGGCGUUUUAACUAAUCCGAAUUGUGAAUACGGGGCCAAUUUUGUAGCGAUUCACACCCUAGCCCAAUGGUCCAGAUGUAACGUCGAUGCUCAAAGGGAUCCUUCCAUAAAUGAUACGGUAUCUGCCGAUAUCAAAUUAGAGACUGAGACUGAAGACGGAUUGUCGGGUGAAGAUGUGCCAUCAACAUUGUCGCCAAACAUGUAUCAUCCUCGACAAGCAUUAAAAAACGCCAUAAAAGAAUGGUUGCCUGAGUUUUUCAAGCACAAAACAGCUUGGGGACCAAUCACAAAACCUCAACCUCAAGUAGCUAUUGUGCCUGUGCCUAUUAUACCUUCAAUCAAUACUUGUAUGAGUUUAACCUCAACUAGUACCACUACAUCUUCAAGCAAUACAUCGGUAGUAACUUCGAAUCAAUUGCAAGCUUUAGCAGAAGUUUGCAGCACGGUUUCUACUUGUAGCGAAAGUGCUGUUAAUCCCCUGCCAGGUCCCGUCAUGAAUUCCCUAGUAUCCCCUACAAAAGUCAUUUGUAACGAUUCUAUCCCUAAUCCAAUAACUACUGUACCCAUACCAGUACCUAUCCUUGCUUCUGAAAACAAAACUGUCACAAUGCUAAGCGGAACAAUCAUUAAGCAAGAAAAACAGAAAAUUAUCCAGCAAGCUACAGGUGACAGCCAGAUUGAAAACGCUAAUCUCAUCAAGGAUAAAGACGAAUCUACCAUGAAUACUGAUAAUAGCUUAAGUAACGAAUCCAGUUUAAGCCCAUCGGAACCCAUGGAUUGCAAUAGUACGCCUAACAUCUCGCCAGCCCACGGACUCAAAUGCACCAACGGAUCCAGCGAAGAUGUUGCAAUGAGCGAGAAUUCGACGUCUAGUGGCAGUAUGCAGAUUGAUGUUAACCAGAUGGUUGUAGAAAAUAAUGGCGAAAAUGACAGCAAACUACCGCAAUUAACUACUGAUGAUCUGGCCUUAUUAUGUGACUUAUUUUAUCUACCUUUCGAACACGGUGGUCAAGGAUUGCAAUUGCUUCAAGAGUUCAACUGGUUGAAAUCUAAUGCGCAUUUGGUUAUCGUUGCUAAUCAAAGGAAGGACAAAACUAGUCCAGAGGUUCAAGAAUGGUUUUUAAGAGCGGAAAAAAUAAAUGAGAUAUCGCAAGCGAUGAAUAGAUUAUACGAGCGCAUUUCCAAUUCUAAUAACAGAGAACUUCUGUAUGAUUUGUACGCAUACAUAUGGGAUAUGAGAGGCGUCAUUUCAUUGCUAAAUUCUUAUGUCAAAUGGUUAGCUGGCGGUCAUUUUCCUCCAUCGAUGCCUUCGUACACCCAGGGGACCUACACAUGGUUUUCCAAAGGAUGGAAAGAGACUUUCAUGAGCGGCGACCAGGAGCCAUGGGUAUUCAGAGGAGGUUUAACCGCAGACUUACAGCGACUCAUUCCUGUGGAUUCGGGUAAUGAUCUGUUUGUGUACAAAGUACCAGAGGUCCCCACCAACAAAGUGUUCACAAUUAGACCUUACCUGCCAUCGGACGAACAAACAGUUUACAAUGUUUGUCUUCGAACUUGCAAAGACGGCCUCGAAGAUCCCAUUCCAUAUCCUGACAAUCUCAAGGAUCUUCAAGCUGAUAGAUUAAUCGGACCUUAUAUUACUCUUCAUCCGGAAUUUUGUUUCGUGGUCGAAGACGAAUCGAAUAUCGUCGGAUACGCAUGCGCGGCGCCGGAUUAUAAGAAGUUCAGGGUGAAGCAGGAACUGGCUUGGAUACCAGAAAUGUGCGAGAAAUAUCCGAUCGAUUGCGCCAAAAAUCUCCACAAGUUCGCUCAAGAAUCAGCGGCGUAUUUCCAUAAUUUUAAGGAUGAAGUGUAUGUUAGCAGCCCUUCUCAUGCGUCUAGCAUGAUAUGUAGUUUAUUGCCAUCGGUUUUGGAUCAGUCAGUUGGUAAAAGACUUGUAACGUGUUUAUUAGCAGCGUUGAGAGCUAAUGGAUCGUUUGGUGUUCAUGUUGUAAUGAACACUUUUGAUAGUUAUACUCACGCUUUUUACGGAAAGUUGGGAUUCGUGGAAAAUACUCAAGAGGUUAUCAAAGGCAAAAUCGUAAUGGGAAGGACUUUUUGAUGAGAAUGUUCCAGAACUGAUUCUACAGUGAUCGACUGUUUCUUCAUAUUUGUUGCUUUAUUUAUUUAAGAUUCUAUCGACUAAAACAUAGAUAAUGAAAUUUGUUUUGUGAUUUUUAGUAUUAUACUCCCAAGUUAUAUUUUGUAACGGAUUUAUUUCAUCAGAAAAAAACUUUAUUGUACAUUAUAAUUUAUGUUUUAAUAAAAAAAGACUAUUUGAAGUUAAAAGGCGCGUUUCAUUCUAUAAGGUCACGUCGUUGAGCGAUUUCAAGCUCAUCAGUUUCUUCUGAAUGUCCA